Cyprinus carpio (common carp) is the source of this 3619-nucleotide messenger RNA. RefSeq names its product gastrula zinc finger protein XlCGF8.2DB-like. The transcript has a single exon. The record is from RefSeq and is a predicted model, not a curated record. The coding region runs from base 488 to 1621 and encodes 377 amino acids. NCBI's taxonomy places the organism in Eukaryota, Metazoa, Chordata, Actinopteri, Cypriniformes, Cyprinidae.
UUGCAAAUUAUUCCUUUUUCAAAUAUUCUAAAAAACAACUCAUGCAAGCGUAAAAAUUUGUUUUUGAUAUAUGGGAUUUUUGCGAAAUUGACAGGUUUCCAUUGUGUGGAAUUUCAAUUCACAAUUUUAGUUUGCACAAUUUGAAGGGUAAUGGAAAUGGAAACGCAAACAGGGGUCAGUGUGACUAGUAAGUGCUCAGAGUAUUACCAGAUACGUAAUUGUCCAAAACAAUGUAAUGGUACAUCCCUCCUAAGAUCUAGAUGAGUGGACGUCCAAAAAAUGGGGAUGGGUUCCUAAAGAAAAAAAAAAGAAUAAACAAUGUUGACAAGAAGUUCUGAGAUUACAGGUUACAACUCUUUCAGUAGUUUAGUAGGUAUAGGAUCUAGCUUGGAUUUGAUGCCUUUUGUGUCUAAAUGUUUUAAUGUCUGUUGCUUCAUGCUUUUAAACUGGUGUUAACUUGUAUUUGUCUCUUUUCACCUCAGACCCGAUGGCGCUGAAAGAGGAGACUCAAGAACUGAAUGAAACAAAAGACAAAGAUCAAAAUGAGAAACAGCAUGAUUUCAAAUCUGAAGAAGAAUCAAUUAGUUGCUCACAAACUGAAAAGACUUCCUCACCAAAAAAAGCUCAAAAAACACAAAACCUUAAUUCUGAAAUGAAAAAUCAUGCUGGAGAGAGCUCUUUCACCUGCCAACAGUGUGGAGAGAUUUUCAAUCAAAAAGAAAGCCUUAAAGUCCACAUGAAAAUACACAUUGAAAAGAAACCGUUAAUAUGCCCUCAGUGUGGAAAAUGUUUUACACGGAAAAAAAACCUUAGGACACACAUGAGAAUUCAUACUGAAGACAGACCUUACACCUGCUCUCAGUGUGGAAAGAGUUUCAGGCUCAAAGAAAGCCUAAAGACUCACAUAAGAAGUCACACUGGAGAGAGACCUUACACCUGCAAACUGUGUGGGAAGAGUUUCACACAAAAUGGACAUCUUACGACUCACAUGAGAGUUCACACUGAAAAGAAUCCAUUAGUAUGCUCUCAGUGUGGAAAGUGUUUUGCACAGAAAAGAACCCUUGAUGCCCACAUGAUCAUUCACACCGGAGAGAGACCUUACACCUGCCCUCAGUGUGGAAAGAGUUUCAGAUACAAAGAAAGCCUAAAGACUCACAUAAGAAGUCACACUGAAGAGAAACCAUUCACAUGUGAUCAGUGUGGAAAGAGUUUCAGAUAUAAAGAAAACCUUAAUAAGCACAUGAAGAUUCAUUCAACAGAGAACGGUUUUAAAUGUCAUCAGUGUGAAAGAAGUUUUACAGACACGAAUCACCUUGAGGAUCAUGUUAAAAUACACAUCGGAGAAAAGCCUUUCAUGUGCUAUCACUGUGGAAAGAGUUUUUCAAGAGAAGAUAACCUCAAGGUUCAUUUGAGAAUUCACACUGGAGAGAAACCUUUCACCUGUGAACAAUGUGGAAAGUGUUUCAGGGUUAAAGAAUACCUUCAGAUUCACAAGGUAGUUCACACUGGAGAGAAGCCCUACAAGUGUCCUCAAUGUGAGAAGAGUUUCACAUGUCAAGGCAGCAUGAAACGUCAUUUGAAAACUCAUUCUGGGAAGAAACUGCCAUUUUCUUCAGUGUGAUGAGGUUUAGAAAAAGGAGCAAUUACUAUAAUCAUCUGCUUAUCCAUUUUGAAAGACAUCAUUUUCUUUUGUGCAUAUGCAUUCAUAUUUACUCUUUGGCAUGAUAAUACUUUAUGAUUUGCAUAUGUUAUAAUAGAAGACUUUGGGCAAGUAAUAAAUCCGAAUGUUUGGUAACUAGCGCAUACUAUGGAAUCAUACUAGCUCAUGUAAAGUUAGUUUAAUCUUGGAUGUUAAUUAUUGGUUUUAUUAAAAUAUUAGGUAGUUUACUACCAUUGCAUUAAACUGAGUGAAAUGGUGGCUUUUGGUUAUGUCUCCUGCAGACUAGAAGCGUUUACGACCUGCUCUGUUAAACUUUUCAUUUAUGUAUUUUCAAAUCCCACCGUUUUUGAUCUCCUUGGGCAGCUUUUGUUUAUUAAUAGUUCUUCGUACUAUAAUCUCACGCAGUAUGUCAAAGGAAAAGGGUAAAUCAGGGGAAAAAGAGGCGGACCAACAUCUCGGACAUCUAGAGAUCACUUUCUCUGGGCUCCGAAAGGACAACAAGUGGCUGCGGACUAAAGUUUCAGACUUAGAGGGGCAUAGCCAACGGCAGAAUGUUCGCAUCAUGGGCCUACCUUUGAAGUCCAUUGAAGGUCGACGUCCAACGAUCUUCUUCUCCCAACAUCUUGUUGAGGUUUUCUGCCAUCAGAUUUUGUCGUCGCUGCCUGAGCUGGAUAGAGCUCUCCGAAUCCCUGCUCCCAAGUCUGCUUCAGGGCAAAGACCACAUCCGGUUAUUCUACGGUUCCGUCACUACCAGGUGAAGUAUUUGGUUAUUCGCGAGUCCCGUAAGAAAGGUGUCCUGACCUAUCAAGGCCACAUGAUUCCGAUCUUCGAAAGACUAUAAUCCUGAUGUCCUGAAGCUGUGCAGUGAGUUCAAAGAUGCCAUGGUGGAAUAUUACAAAUGCAGACUCAAUCUGGCUGGGAAGAGGAGAGCAGGUUAAUGCAUCACACUUGCUAAUGGUGAGAAAAUGUGGUUGCUAUCUGCUUCUGAAGCCAACAACUUUGUUCGGAGUUUAGAAGCAAAAUAUUUUACAUUGGAGCUUUGGACCGUGGCCAGUAGCUAUGUUUCCAUCCAAAGAUGCGAAUUUAACUUAUGCACAGAACUGGAAUAUCGCAUUAAACAUUUGCGAAAAAAAAGCACCAUUUACAUCCAACGAGUCAAAGAGAACAAAAACGUCACUUCCUGAUAAACUGGCACUAAAUAUCUCAUAAUUUUCAUAUGUAAUAAAUUACUUGCGUUUCAGAGAGAGCAGACCUAAAACAAUAAAUACGGUCAUUGCUUUUAGAGGUUUUAGAGGCUGUUUGGGAACGCAGUCAUGUAAGACCAUAAUUAUACAGAAAUACUUUGAUGACAGACUUUCCUCAGGCAUUUCAGAACAUCUAAACAAAAUAUAGAUACUAUGAACAAGAUCAGUCCGCUGGUUAGUCAGUUUGUCCCAUCUCAUAGCACAAAGUCACAUGACUUUUUCAAUGUGUAUCGUGGAAUUUAUUUGGUAAAUGUGUUUAAAUGGAAGUUUAUGCGCAUCCAGUCCACAGAAUAUUUGCCCAAAAAUCAAGAUAAUUUUUGGCAAAUGCGAGACAAGUCUUUGUGUUCUUUUUGGUCAGCAGUGGCUUUUGCUCUCCCAUGGAUGCCAUUUUUGCCCAUUCACUUUCUUAUUGUUGAAUCAUGAACACUGACCUUAAUUGAGGCAAGUGAGGCCUGCAGUACUUUCCCAGCUGGCAUUUCAACGCUGAAACAACGUCAGGUACCAUGGUUGAAUCAACGUUGUAUUACUGUUUCGAUUUUGCAAAUUGGAUCAACGUUGAAAUCGUGACAUUGUUUCACCGUCAUACCUUCAUCAUGGUUGAAUUUUGGUUGUUCUGUAGAUGUUGGUUUAACGUUGAAUUAGGUGUUGAUUUUGCAAAGUUAAUCAACGUUGAUAACGCGCCGUUGUUUCACCAUCGUACCUUUCACCAUAGGUA